This is a messenger RNA of Coregonus sp. 'balchen', 530 nucleotides long. NCBI's taxonomy places the organism in Eukaryota, Metazoa, Chordata, Actinopteri, Salmoniformes, Salmonidae. The record is from the annotation of a GenBank genome assembly.
AUGGCCAAACAGGGUGAUGCCAAAAUGAAGGUUCACGGCAUUGUGGCUUUUAAAUGCGAGAACGUGGCGACCCUUGAUCCCAUCACCUUUGAGACCCCCGGGUCCUUCAUCACGCUCAACAAGUGGAACGCCAAGAAGACGGGCUCCAUCUCCUUUGACUUCCGCACCACAGAGCCCAACGGGCUUCUCCUCUUCAGCCACGGCAAGCCCAAACAGGCACCCAAGGUGACUUCACUAUUAUGUUAUUUUAUUCAUCUCUUUUAUUGCCUCCUGAUUGUUUUUCAAAAUGUUUUACUAUAAAGUGUGUUGUGCUUUUAAAUGCACUUUAAAUAAAUAAUGAUUUGAUUUAAUUGAAGGAUUCCAAGAGUCCCCUGACGCUGAAGGUGGACUUCUUUGCCAUCGAGAUGCUGGACGGCCACCUGUAUCUACUUCUCGACAUGGGAUCAGGCACCACCAAGACCAGAGCGGUCAACAAGAAGGUCAACGAUGGGGAGUGGUACCACGUGGACUUCCAACGGGAUGGGCGAUCA